Messenger RNA from Saccostrea cuccullata (small rock oyster), 468 nucleotides. Its product is annotated as ESF1 homolog. The annotation marks the transcript as partial. The record is from RefSeq and is a predicted model, not a curated record. Lineage: Eukaryota; Metazoa; Mollusca; Bivalvia; Ostreida; Ostreidae. The transcript has 4 exons.
GUUGAUGAUGACAAUGAUAAUGAAGAUGACAAUGAGGAGAGACAGAUAGAGAAAUACCGCAGUCUCCUCUAGUCGUUAGAUGACGACAAAGACCAGAAGAAAAAGAAAGAGGUCGAAAUGGAGGUCACGUGGGAACCAGGAUUAAAAGAAACAACAGAGAAGAUUGUGAAACAUAAAGAGAAGACGAAAGAUCAAACUCCAUGGGACCAGUAUCUGAUGAAGAAAAAAGAAAAGAGACAGAGAAAGAAAGAAGAAAGAAUGAACAGAAAAAUGACAAGUGAUAAAGAACCAGAGGAGAAGGCCGCCUUCAGUGAUGACGAUCUACCAGCUGGGGUAGAGGAGGAUUCAUUCUUCAAACAGAGUCUGGACAGUGAUGAGGAAGACAGAAAACCAAAAGCUGAAUCUAAGAUGACAAAGAAGAAAAAAAGGAAAGAGAAAACAUCAAAGUCAGUGACAAAAGAUGGAGAG